UAAUAAUUACAGAUGGGAGACAGUAGAUCGUCCAGUGAGGACCCGACCUCGGAGAAGGAAUGGGUUCUGUAUAGAGAUAGAACGGAUUGGAAGGAUGUUACCCCAAUACCACAGAAUGAUGGUCCGAGUCCUGUGGUUCAGAUCGCCUACAGUGAUCGGUUUAAGGAUGUCUACGAUUAUUUCCGGGCUGUCAUGAAGUCUGAGGAGAAGAGUUCGAGAGUUCUUGGUCUUACAGAGGAUGCAUUAGAUCUUAACCCUGCUAACUAUACUGUUUGGUAUUAUAGGAGAGAAGUUUUAAAGAGUUUAAAAUCCAACCUGAAGGAUGAACUGGCGUACUGCAGGGAGAUGAUUGAGGAACACCCAAAGAAUUAUCAGGUUUGGCAGCAUCGUAGAGUUCUCAUUGAAUGGCUCCAAGAUCCGGGAAAUGAACUUAGGUUUACGGAGGUGAUUCUUGCGGCAGAUCAAAAGAACUAUCACGCUUGGCAGCACAGACAAUGGGUGCUGCAGGCAUUCAGUCUUUGGAAGGAUGAACUGGAGUUCGUGGAGAGAUUGCUUGAUGAUGAUAUUAGGAACAAUUCUGCUUGGAAUGAACGGUUCUACGUGGUGAGUCAAAGUGAAGGUUGGAAGAACCCUGUAGUGGAGAGAGAGAUUAAGUUCGUCCUGGAGAAGAUUAACAUGGUUUCCAGGAAUGAGAGUGCGUGGAACUAUCUCAGGGGAGUACUGGAGCACUGUGAGGACGAUGAACUGAGAGGAGAGUUGAGAAGCAGGGUUCAGAAUACUUGUCAACAACUCCUAGAUAAGGGGGACGAAUCUCCUUAUCUUCUAGGCUUUAUGGUUGAACUGUUGAUCCAGGACCUGGAGAACAAGAACUUGAAAGUAUCGGAGCAGACGGAAACCUUAAAGAAGAUUGAAUCCAUGUGCACGAACCUGGCAACAAACUGUGAUAAAAUUAGAAAAAAAUACUGGGACUAUAUUCUAGCGACAGUUCAGAGUAAAUAUAAGAGUUCGUGAUAAGUGAUUGAUAUCCAUCCAUACACCUGGUUAUUCUAAAUAUAAUAUAAUGUUUGUAACAUUUUUUUUCUUUAAUUUGACCCGUGAUUUAUUUUCUUAAUUUACCGCUAACUGUCUCUACACUGAAUAUAUAGAAGACUGAGCUUGAUAUUAUAAAGAUAUGAACAGUAGGGUUAAUAUUUUUCUAACCCCCACCAAGCCCAAAUUUAAGAAGUAAUGGGUUUGGAAUUAAUAAUUGAAUAUUAUUUGUCAUGGUUUUUACAAAGACCUCGCAAAAUUGUGUUAACCCAAAACUAGUGUUUACAAUGAAUGAAAACAUUAACCAUAUUGUGCUUGCUGUUUGAAUACUCUCCAUUUUGUUACAAAAGAAUGCUGAAAUUUUCUACAAUGAUGAUUGCAGGAAUAAGUGUCAAGAAUUAACUAUUUGAAUAAAGUCCUAGCUUAUUUUUUUUCUAUUGUAUCCUUUUAGCUUGAUCAUUUCCAAG
Molecule: messenger RNA, 1496 nt
Organism: Eurytemora carolleeae
Lineage: Eukaryota; Metazoa; Arthropoda; Copepoda; Calanoida; Temoridae
Product: protein farnesyltransferase/geranylgeranyltransferase type-1 subunit alpha
Exons: 9
Coding region: 13-1011 (332 amino acids)
Biological process (GO): protein geranylgeranylation; protein farnesylation
Cellular component (GO): cytoplasm; CAAX-protein geranylgeranyltransferase complex; protein farnesyltransferase complex
Molecular function (GO): protein farnesyltransferase activity; CAAX-protein geranylgeranyltransferase activity
Source: RefSeq, a predicted model, not a curated record